Salvelinus namaycush (lake trout) is the source of this 537-nucleotide messenger RNA. Its product is annotated as sporozoite surface protein 2-like. The transcript has 3 exons. The record is from RefSeq and is a predicted model, not a curated record. The coding region runs from base 1 to 537 and encodes 178 amino acids. NCBI's taxonomy places the organism in Eukaryota, Metazoa, Chordata, Actinopteri, Salmoniformes, Salmonidae.
AUGGCAGCUCUAGGCACCAUCACCAUGACCUCAGCCUCUCGUCAGAACAGGAGAAGAGGGGGACAGGACAGGAUGGAGGUGACAGGGACAGUCAAGGCAGGCAGAGGCACCAACCCUCCCGACAACACCAACCCUCCUGACAACACCAACCCUCCUGACAACACCAACCCUCCUGACAACACCAACCCUCCUGACCGCACCAACCCUCAUUACGGCACCAACCCUCCUGACAACACCAACCCUCCUGACAACACCAACCCUCCUGACAACACCAACCCUCCUGACAGCACCAACCCUCCUGACAGCACCAACCCUCCUGACAACACCAACCCUCCUGACAACACCAACCCUCCUGACAACACCAACCCUCCUGACCGCACCAACCGUCCUGACCGCACCAACCGUCCUGACAACACCAACCCUCCUGACAACACCAACCCUCCUGACAGCACCAACCCUCCUGACAACACCAACCCUCCUGACAACACCAACCCUCCUGACCACACCAACCCUCCUGACCACACCCCCUCCUGCUGA